AUGGUUCUUGUGUGUGUGUGUGUGAGAGAGAGAGAGAGAGAGAUUGAGAGGGAGAGAGAGAGAGAUCACGUAAUGAUGGUGCAAUCGCUAACGAAACACACACUGAGUGUGUGUGAGAGAGAGAGAGAGAGAUGGGUGUGUGUGUGUGUGUGCGUGUGUGUAGAAGGGAGAGGAAUGGCAGCGGCAGUGGUAGUAGCAACUCACCCUUCCCCACUGCCUGCUUUUCUCUUUCUAUCUCUGCGUGUGUGGCUGUGUGUGUGUGGCUGUGUGUGUGUGUGUGUGUGUGUGUGUGAGGUUGUGUUGCUGGUGAUGAACGGGAGGAGAUAUGAAUGUGGCCAACCAGCUGCCGGCCCUCAGCCGCGCAUACGCCUCGGACACGGCUUCUUUCACCGUGAGAGAGAUAGCGAAGCGCAGGGCCGACAGUGCCAGGAGAUGCGCGCUCGCUGUGAACGACCAAACGGCUUCCGUUGCUGUCCUUACUACACCUCAACCACCCCUUUUGCACCCGAUCGUGAGUACAAGGGCCACAAGCUCGAUUCUUUGCCCUCGACCGAGGUCGAACUCACCAAGGAGGAUGCCUUCAAGUACUACAAGGACGCCGCCACCAUCCGCCGCAUGGAAACCCGUGCCGGUGAAUCAUAUCGCAACAAGCAGAUUCGUGGCUUCUGCCAUCUUUACUCUGGCCAGGAGGCCGUGUGCGUCGGCAUGACGGCCGGUUUCCGUCCCGAGGAUAGCAUUAUCACGGCUUACCGUUGCCACGGUUGGGCCUACAUGUGGGGCUGGUCGGUCAAGUCCAUUCUUGCGGAGCUUUACGGCAACUCGGCCGGUGCUUCCAAGGGCAAGGGCGGCUCCAUGCACAUCUAUGGCGAGAAAUUCUUCGGUGGCAACGGCAUUGUCGGUGCCCAGGUGCCUGUGGGCGCGGGUGUCGCGUUGGCUCACCAGUACCUCAAGGACAAUGGUGUCAACUUUGCCUUUUACGGCGAUGGCGCCUCCAACCAGGGCCAGGUCUUUGAGGCCUACAACAUUGCCAAGCUGUGGAAGCUGCCCGUGGUCUUUGUGUGCGAGAACAACAAAUACGGCAUGGGUACCUCCGUCCAGCGCUCGUCGGCCUCCACCCUUUACUACACGCGCGGCGAUUACAUCCCCGGUCUCCUGGUCGAUGGCCAAGACUUGCUGGCAGUGCGUGAGGCCACGCGUUGGGCCACCGACUACGCUCGCGAAAACGGCCCCUUGGUGCUCGAGAUGGAGACCUACCGUUACUCGGGCCACUCCAUGUCCGACCCCGACACGACGUACCGCACGCGCGAUGACAUCAAGAAGAUGCGCACAGAUUUUGACCCCAUCACCAUGAUGAAGCACCGCAUGAUUGAGGCUCCGAAGAGGAGAUCAAGGCCAUUGAUAAGGAGAUUCGUGAUUCAGUCAACGCUGAGGCUGACGCGGCCCUCGAGGCGCCUCCCUCAUCCCUCUCCGACCUGACAGCCGACAUCUAUGCCGAGGUUUGAACCCUGGCCUGAUUUCUGCCGGUCUUUUUGGACCUGUGCCCUGCCCCUCUUGCAUUUCGCCUCACGCUCGGCCCGUGUUGCCUUUCCCUUUAGCCUGUGACCAACGUUCGCGGCUGCGACCCCUUCACGUUCCACUAAGCGUCUCUUCCUUUCUCUUCCUGCUGUCCUUUUUAACAACCCAAUGUGCGACAAAUCAUAUC
Monosiga brevicollis MX1 is the source of this 1702-nucleotide messenger RNA. RefSeq lists its product as uncharacterized. The transcript is spliced from 10 exons. NCBI's taxonomy places the organism in Eukaryota, Choanoflagellata, Craspedida, Salpingoecidae. The record is from RefSeq and is a predicted model, not a curated record. The coding region runs from base 1 to 1476 and encodes 491 amino acids. Gene Ontology annotation, molecular function: oxidoreductase activity, acting on the aldehyde or oxo group of donors, disulfide as acceptor.